GUUCUGGAUUCCAUACAUGUCCUCCUAACACGACAUCAAACGUCAAUGGCACCCUAUGAGCAUUCAGGCAGAAGAGCACAAGACAUGGGGGAGAAGAGCGCGGAGUUGGAUUCACGAAAGGCGAGCGAGCAGAUUGCCCCGAGGACGAGUUAGGCGGGAGAGAGGAGAGUGCGUCGCGACGGCCGACGUGCGCGCCAGGCACGCCCGUAAGCGCUCGUUCUGCGAGGGGAAGAGCGGGAGUGCGCCGGGCGUGACGUCACCUACUAUUACCGCACGUGAAUUUUGUCUUCUUGUCUUCGCGAUUGACCGUCGAGUCCGACGUCGGCCUCAACGAGCCCACGACCGCGCCCUCGCAAAAUGCAUAGCGAGUGCUGCUAGCCAACAGACUCCCCAUGGCAUUCCGGCUCACAUUCGUCCUCCGGGGCCUCGGCAAACAGCAUCCGAGCAUACGCUUCUCGACCUUCCGGCAUGGUUCAUCAUCAUCGUCCUCCUCGAAGCAAUGGACGCGAUACCCGUCGUUCUUCAUCCCCGCUCCCGUCCGACGAUACUCACUCUUAAAGACCGCACUAUGGGUCGUCCCCUUGACCACCGGACUCGCCCUCCACUUCGCCCCUCGACCCAAGUCGACCGUGCCCAACUUCUUCGCGUCUCCCGGCCUCAUCCCCUGCCGUCCCGCGAACGAACUUCCGGAUGUUCCCCCGCGGAGACGGAAGCGGGAGAUACUCAAGGAGCGUGUACUCCGGUUCUGGCUGGAGUACAUCUGGGAACCCAUCCUGACAGCGAAGCGCUUCGUAUACCUCUGCUGCCUCUUCGUCCCGGUCAUCAUCACUUCCCCUAUGCUCUUGGUGGGCGACCCCGACAAGAAGUUGAUGGACGAGCGAUGGGGAGCUGUUUGGUGGUAUGACUUGCUGGUCUACAUGAUGGAGGCAGCGGGCCCGACGUUCAUAAAGCUCGCACAAUGGGCUGCCUCCCGUCGCGACCUCUUCCCCAUCCUUCUGUGCGAGCGCAUGGGCUCUAUGCACUCUAACGCCCACCCUCACCCACUGUCGCAUACGGUGGCUGAGAUCGAGGCAGUCUUCGAUCGCCCCUUCGACGAAAUAUUCGAGGAGUUUGACGAGACGCCCAUCGGCGCCGGUGCCAUUGCUCAGGUGUACCGCGCCACGCUCAAGAACGGCCUCGUCCCCCCGUCGUACAUUGCGCGCCGCCGCCAAGCCAAGACCGCCCCCGUCGCCGCCAUCACCCCGGUCAUUCCCCCAUCCGUUUUACCUAUAGAGGACGACUUGCCCGUCGCGCCCGCCACCGCGGUCGCCAUCAAGAUUUUGCAUCCUAGAGUAGAGAAGACCAUCACCCGGGACCUUACGAUCAUGACGUUCUUUGCCAACAUAAUCAACUGGCUGCCUGGCAUGGAGUGGAUAUCGCUGCCGGAGGAGGUGCAGGUGUUUGGCGGGAUGAUGUUCCAGCAGAUAGACUUGCGGCACGAAGCGGACAAUCUCUUGACGUUCGAGAACAACUUCGCCCCAAGGAAUCUUUCUGUGUCGUUCCCUCGCCCACUUAGCGAAUGGUCGACUCGGGAGUUGCUAGUAGAGGAGUACGUGAAGGCUAUCCCGCUGGAGACAUUCUUGAAGAAUGGUGGUGGGCCGUUCGACGCUAUACUGGCGACGAGCGGUCUCGACACCUUCUUGAACAUGCUCCUGCUCGAUAACUUCGUGCACUCUGACUUGCAUCCCGGCAACAUCAUGGUCCGCUUCAACAAGCCCCUAUCCGGCCGUACACUCAUGGUCAACGCCUUCAAUCGACUACUACGACAAUACUUCCCCUCCCUUGCACCUCCACAUCCUAUCGCAGCUGUCGAGCCUAACGCCGACUCCGACCGCAUCGUCAACCAGCUUCGCUCCGUCGCCAGCUCUCCUCGCGAAUGGCACGCCGCGCUCAACGACCUGAACACCGAGGGCUACAUACCAGAGCUCAUCUUCCUUGACGCCGGCCUCGUCACUACGCUGAACGCGAAGAAUAGGCAGAACUUCCUCGACCUCUUCCGCGCGGUCGCCGAGUUCGACGGUUAUCGCACAGGUCAACUCAUGAUUGAGCGCUGUCGCACGCCGCACCUCGCGAUCGACCCGGAGACGUUCGCGCUAAAGAUGCAGCACAUCGUGCUGAGCGUCAAGCGCAAGACGUUCUCGCUGGGGCAGAUCAAGAUCAGCGACAUCCUGACGGAGGUGCUGAAGGCAGUCCGACAGCACCACGUCAAGAUGGAGGGCGACUUUGUGAACACGGUCAUCUCGAUCUUGCUGUUGGAGGGUAUUGGGAGGCAGUUGAAUCCGGAGUUAGAUUUGUUCAAGGGUGCAUUGCCGAUUUUGAGGCAAUUGGGCGGGCAGAUGGCUCGUGCGGAUGGGCCUGGGUUGUCGACGAGGGAUUUGCCGUCUAGUAAUCUGGCGGCUUUGUUGAAGGUCUGGGUUUGGCUUGAGGCGCGCGAGUUCAUCUCGUCUGCGAUCGUCAACGCGGACGAGAUGAUAAAAUACGACUGGCUCACGCCCAACGCCUAAUUGUGUUGUGUAUCAUAGACAUGCAUGGACAGAACUACAUACUCACGAAUAAUGAGGAUUCUGGCGGCUCUCGCUCAACGUCACUCGCGCUGCGACUCCUCAUAAGGACGCGUACCCGUCGCGUAACUUCGCGCACUUGCAUCGAUGUGUCCUCCAUCGUUCAGCUCCAUCCAGUCACCAUUCCAAGCUGUCAAUCCCGCUG
Messenger RNA from Schizophyllum commune H4-8, 2745 nucleotides. RefSeq names its product ABC1-domain-containing protein. NCBI's taxonomy places the organism in Eukaryota, Fungi, Basidiomycota, Agaricomycetes, Agaricales, Schizophyllaceae. The record is from RefSeq and is a predicted model, not a curated record. The transcript has 4 exons. Gene Ontology annotation, cellular component: mitochondrion. Bases 393 to 2543 code for a protein of 716 amino acids.